This is a messenger RNA of Penaeus monodon (black tiger shrimp), 748 nucleotides long. RefSeq names its product heat shock protein Hsp-16.1/Hsp-16.11-like. The transcript is spliced from 2 exons. Bases 94 to 615 code for a protein of 173 amino acids. NCBI's taxonomy places the organism in Eukaryota, Metazoa, Arthropoda, Malacostraca, Decapoda, Penaeidae. The record is from RefSeq and is a predicted model, not a curated record.
AACACUUCGUGAGAGAACAGAGCAAGCUGUAGCUUCAUCUAUAUUUCCACGAGACCUACUCUACCUUAUUGAAGUGAUAAACGCUAGAGGAAUAUGGAGAACAAAAAUGCUACCACCCUUAAUGAACAGAAACCUGAUGAAUCUCCUAAAAGCAAAGAGGAUUCACUUCUCCCCAUCGCUGAGAAGGGACUUUUCUUCCAUGAUUCCUUCUUCGAGGAUAUUCGGAAGCACUUUGAAACAGCCAUCGACCAAAUCCUGGAUAGGUGGGGAGAAGCCAAAUCAGUGAGUGAUCUCAUGAGUAGCUUCACACGCGUAAGAGAGCGCAAUUUGCAACAAGAGAACCAAGUCAUGGCCUUCAGCGAAGACGACCAGAAUCACAAGGUUGUACUGGAUGUUCAUGACUUCAAGAAUGGGGAUGUUAAGGUUAGAGUGGAAGACAACCACGUGGUGGUGGAAGGUCAAGUGGAAAAGGAAGAGGGUGACUUCAAGUCCAAGAAAAGCUUCUGUCGAUGUUUCACUUUCCCUUGCAAAGUGAACAUGGAGGGCGUGACUUCUGCAAUGUCUUCUGAUGGCGUCUUGAGUAUCACGGCUCCGAAGAUUCCACAGGCAGCAUAGAAAACAGAUUUCAGUAUCUGAAAUUGUAAUCUACUUUUAAAGAUAAUGUACGUUUAAGUAACAAUUUAUUUUUCUUUUGGAUAAUGUUAAAAUGAAGCUUUUGCUCUUUUUUUCAAUAAAUUAUACUUGUUUA